CAAUUGUGCGACGAACAAUUUUUGCGACAAUUGACAACAAAUGGCCGAUGGAAAAAAAACUUGAUUUUAUUUCUGUGCGAUAUUCAAGAAUAUGCCGGCACCUCCAGAUCCGAAAUUUUUGUUACGCGGUGACAUGGACGAGAGGGUGCACAGCUUGUUAUUCCGGAUUAAUUCCGACGUGGAGCAUCUUUACGCUGGCGACGGAAGUGGCACACUUCACAUAUGGGAUUUGAGAAAAAAUAGGAUAGUCAGUCAGUUCACCCACGACCGCAGUCCGUCCUUCAAUUUACAUGCAACCGAUGAGACUGACCUGAUAGUGCAACGAAGAUCCGGUGAAAUACAGGUAUACAAUGUAAAUGAAUCAAGUUGGACGCUAGUUAAAAGUUUUUCUUUCACAUUUUACAACUAUUGCAGAUCUCAAUUGUCACCUGAGAAGCAAUCAAUAUUUAUUCCACUCGAAUCUUCAGCAGUUGGAAUGUUGUCUUUAAAAACUUUUGAUAUAGAAUUGACAUUAGAUCCGUCUAAACUGUCGUUUGGUAACAAACUUGGUCAGAUAAUGGCGAUAAAACCACUAACAGAUGUGGAUGGUUUGGUUCUGGUCAUUUAUGAAGUUGGAAAGAUGUUAUUGUGGGAUAUAAGAAAGAAUGAGGUUGUCAGUUCUCUCAAGGUGGAGCAAUACCCAAUGACCUUUGAUUUUGAUACUUCGCUGAUGAAGGGAAUUCUCGGUAGCGCGUCAGAAAAGUUGGAGAUUUUUGAAAUGGCACCAGAUCACACCUUGUCCCACAAACUCACGAGAGAACUCACAGACGAGCAUGUUACAGGAAUAUCUCAUCUUUCUAUAAGACCAGACAAAAAAAUUGUCGCUGCUGGUACCUGGGACGGACGUAUAAUGUUAUUUUCCUGGAAGAAACUGCGACCGCUCGCGAUAUUAAACGAACACAAAGACACCGUUUACGAUAUCAUUUUUUCGCGGCGUAAGGUCGAGUCUUACGACACCGAGUGCUUAAUGGCGGCGACUGGUAAGGACGGUGUGAUCUCCAUGUGGGAUAUAUACAACUGAGAAGAACAUGCGUGCCAGAUAAAAAUAUGUGUAACAUAUAAUAAUUACGGAGAUGAUUUGCAAAAAAAUAAAUUAAAAAUCAUAAAUUUUCUUU
Pseudomyrmex gracilis is the source of this 1154-nucleotide messenger RNA. Its product is annotated as guanine nucleotide-binding protein subunit beta-like protein 1. The record is from RefSeq and is a predicted model, not a curated record. Lineage: Eukaryota; Metazoa; Arthropoda; Insecta; Hymenoptera; Formicidae. The coding region runs from base 92 to 1060 and encodes 322 amino acids. Gene Ontology annotation, molecular function: protein binding. The transcript is spliced from 5 exons.